AAUACUGAUUUAUAUCAUUUGUGGUGUAUGUAAUCAGUUGUGUGUAUACAUAAUACAUACCUUUUUAAUGCAUAAUGCAUACAAAUUAUUUCACAUGUGAAACAAAAGUGGUUUCGGUAAAUUAUCGUACUGUACAAUGGCAAAAGAAGAAGAAGAAGAAGAAGAAGAAGAAGAAAAGAAAAGGAAAAAAAGAACUGCAGCAGGCCUGUGGAGGAUCUUUAGAUGGGGGAGGUUGACGAAAUGCAGGGGCGUGACGCCUCGGUCUGUAGCUGCACUCGCCUGCGGAGAGAAUGGGAGUGAUAGAGAGCGGGUGAGAAGUGGAGGGAGGAGGAACUUGAGGGAAAAAAGUUAAAAUAAAAAUGGCUUCCUUGUCUUUGGAGUCCACAGAACAAACUGAAAAUGGUCCAAAGGCGUCCACGAAAGAAGAAGCCAAAGUCAAAGAGGAGACGGAUCCGGACGAAGUUUCGGAACAACUGCUUCAAAGCUUCCAGAACUCGGCGCUCAGUUUUUCCACCGAUCAGGUCGCGUGUCUGUGCGAGGCGCUCCUGCAAGCGGGUAAUGUGGAUCGCCUUUGGAGAUUCCUCUCCACCAUCCCUCCUUCAGCCGAUCUGCUACGUGGCAACGAGACCCUGCUCAAGGCCCAGGCUUUGGUCGCUUUUCACCGGGAGGAAUUCAAAGAGUUGUACGCCAUCCUGGACAGUCGUGACUUCCACCCGAGUAACCAUGGGUUCCUGCAAGACCUUUACUUGAAGGCGCGCUACAAGGAGGCUGAGAGGUCUCGGGGUCGCAGUCUGGGCGCCGUGGACAAAUAUCGAUUGCGCAAAAAGUUUCCUCUGCCAAAAACCAUUUGGGACGGUGAGGAGACUGUUUACUGCUUCAAGGAGAAGUCGCGCACCGCUCUGAAGGAAUGUUACAGGAUCAACAGGUAUCCCACUCCAGACGAGAAGAAGAAUUUAGCAAAAGUCACCGGACUUUCUUUGACUCAAGUGAGCAACUGGUUCAAGAAUCGCCGACAGAGGGACCGGACCCCGUCCGGUACCAACAGCAAAAGUGAAUCUGAUGGGAACCACAGCACAGAGGAUGAAGCCAGCAAGGGAGACCUAGAGGAUAUUACUGACAAACCUGCUGCUCAAGAGACAGGCAGCUCUAAUGCUUCUCUUAUAUCUCUCACUGGUGCUCCUUGCAAUACUGGUGGUCAGCUUAUUCUCAACAGCACAGGGGGAUUCCUCACAAGCUCUCAUCCCCUACUGCUCAAUGGGAGCCCUAUACUCUCAGGGGCAGGGACUGGGGUUAUUAUUAAUGGGUUGACACUAAGCGAUGGCCACACAGUCACUCUAAGUCCUGUUACAGCUAAUGCACCAUUGCUGCUCAAUAGGGCACAGGUGAUCUCCAAAGAAGAGCGUGGCAUCAACGAUAUGGACACCCAAGGCAGUCUGCCCCCUGUGGUACUGAAUCCACAAGCCAGUCUAACUAGUACAAUACCUCUCUCUCUUAGUGAGGAAGCAAAAACAGCGAGCAGCAAUGUCUCUCCACUGGAUUUCAUCAGUCUUCCAGAGGCCUUGAAGAAUCCAGAUAAUAAACAGUCAGUACUUACGAACUCUAUGUCCACUUCCACAAUCUCCACUUCUGUUAUCUCUCCCACGUCUUUUUCUUCAGUGGCAUUGGCCCAAAAUAGUGUUCCUGCAUCAACUGCGUGCUCUGCGAGUUCAGUUAUCUCCAGUCCAGUGGUGCCACUACAGCGCACACAGCCAUCAGAGAUUGUUGUAUUAACGAAGGCUGAGCCUCAGACGCCCGCCAUCAGAUCCAUCUCCAGCCCUCAGGUGCUGUCUUUACCCCAGGUGGUACCAUCUAUACAGGGCAUUCCAGUGUCUCAACUUAUGCAGCAUACAUCUGGGGCCACAGUGUCAUCUUGCCCCCAGCUUGUUCCAGUCUCCACUGUCAAUGCACAACUUACGCAAGACUCCAUUCCUCAGUUUCAGACACAGACUUUGCACAUUGGUCCCAGACUUGCUCAAGCCCAGCCCCAAAAUGGAUAUACCCUACUAAACACAAAUACUGCUUUAUCACUCCCCCAGAUGGCUGAUGAGCAAGUUACACAAGGGCUUACACCUCAGCUUGGAGACGAAUUUACUUCAGCUACCAUCCCACAAAUACAGACCUCCAUGGGUACACAAGUCAUUCCCAUCUCCUCCCCAACUCAAGUUGUGCCCAUUUCCCAGCCCAAAGACACAUGCCAGCCUCAGCUGGUCCCCCUGUCGCUGCCUCAACUUAUGCCUGUAUCGUCCAUUGCAGGAACACCAACUGGAACCUUCUCUUUCCCUCAGGUGGUCCCAGCUGCACCACCCCUCUCCAUCCCAUCCCCUGGUGGUGCUUUCCAGAUUCUAACUCCUGGGUCUGGAACAGGAUUGAGUGUUGCACCGGGACCAAUAUGCCUUAGCCCAGUAGGUCCUCCACAGAGUGUCCCUACUGCUACCAUUCCAGGUGUUCAGCUUCUUAAUUCUGGGGUGGUUCAGCUGCCUUCUUCCUCUCCAGGCAACAUUCUCUUAGCGGGUGGUAUAGGGGGCAGCCCCAUCUUAAGUGUUCAGAAUGGAAAACUCAUCCUCACUAUCCCAGCUGGCAUCCAGUUCACCAGCAUGCCUGUCAAGUCCGUCCCAGACAAUUCAAUCUUAAGCAACAUUACCCUUGAUGAAAACUCAACUGUUCCUCUGCAUGAGAGUCAACCAGCACCUUCACUCACUGCUCAAACCUCAAAUUCACUACAAUCAUCUUCUUUGUGUUUUUUUGGCGCCUCUACACUUUACUGCAGCCCUGAGCCUGGGACCAUUGCCAACCCGACCCCCGGAGCUUCUCCGAACACCCCAGACUCUUCUAGCACUCCCACUCCUACGGGGGUUUUACAAGCCCAGCAGACACUCAGCCCUGAUAGAAUGCAGCCCCUCAGUCCAAUCUGUAGUGAUGUUGCAACCGGCCCCCACCUCUCACAGCCAGUCUGGAGCCCUGUCGUGCUGUCCUCUUCUAGCCUGACAUUAUUUGAUGUGCGUGGGAAGGGGGAUCUUCCAGAGGACCCAGCUUUGUUGGGCCUGCCAGGUGGAGAGUCCCUCCUGUUGGGUACCCCACCCCCAGGUGAGGACAUGGAAAGAGAUUCUCAACUGGACGAGGUGGAUGAAAUGGAUGGGGACCCGAAAAUUCUAACACAACUGCAGUCUGUCCCUGUGGAUGAUGAGUUGGGUUUGUAAUUAUCUGUCUUAUUGACAGCCUGCUAGAUACAGUGUUAAAUAAGAGCUUCAGCCUAUAAGAGUUGCAAUCAACCAAGGAGCUAUUAUUUAUGACCUCAGAGGUUUGAGAGUGGUUUUCUCCACUCUACCUUAUGCAGGUUGACGUUGAAAUAGUGGAGGUUUUCAACCUGAUAACCUGAGUUGUUGAAAAGAACUUCUUUGAUUUUGUUAGAAUAAAUGUCUUUCAUGUAUUUUGAAUUCCAUUGUGAAAAGAGAAUUCAGCAAGGGUAUGACUACAUAGAGGUUUCAUUAGCAGUGGAGGAACAAGGCACUGUCAUGGUUUGUCACAUUGGACAUUGUAUAACCGAUAUUAACCUCUAGGAAAAUUAAAUCUCAGUAUGUGUUUAUAUGUUAGCUCGGAUUUUGCUGAAACGCAGAUCUUGUGUUAUGUUACAAGGGCCUACGGUGGUAACAAGGCACUAAUAUGUCAAAGACAAUGACUUUUUUUAUUUUAAGAGUGAAUGGCGUGUGAGACUUUUUCCUUUGUGCCUUACAUAUUUUUUGUUACUUAAAGGAAUGUUCUGGGUUCAAUACAAGUUAAUCUCAAUCGACAGCAUUUGUGGCAUAAUGUUGAUUACCAAAAAAUUAUUUUGACUCGUCCCUCCUUUUCUUUGAAAAAAGCAAAAAUUGAGGUUCCAGUGAGGCACUUACAAUGGAAGUGAAUGGGGAUAAUGAAAGUGAAUGUGGCCAAUUUUUGGAGGGUUUAAAUAGAAAUGUGAAACCUAUAAUUUUAUAAAAGUACUUUCAUUGAUCCUUCUGUUAAAAUUUGUUUAUUAUUUGAGCUGUAAAGUUGUUUAAAUUGUCAUUUUUACAGUCGUUUUAGGGUUUGUUGACAUAUCAUCAUGGUAACAAAGUUGUAAAAUUGGCUGUAAAUUUACUCAGAAAAGGUAAGUGAUUUUUUUACACUACAAUCAUAUUUACACGCAUAUUAUUUAUGUCUUGUGGCCAUACUUUUGAAAAAGUGAGUAUUUGAGCAUUAAAAAAACUGGCCCCCAUUUACUUCCAUUGUAAGUGCCUCACUGGAACCUCGAUUUUGUCUUUUUUUUUUUAAAGAAGAGGGACAAGUCUAAAUGAAUUUUUGUGGUAAUCAACAAAAUGCCACAAAUGCUGUCGAUUGAGCUUAACUUGUAUUGAACUUGGAACAUUCCUUUAAUAGUUUAAUAGAUUACGCUAUUAUGAACAGUACUUUUUUCUUUUAAUAAUUAUAAUAAUAAUAAUAAUAAUAAUGUCAUAUUAUGUUUUCCCUCCUAAAGACAAUAUAAUCGAUGUACAUAUAUGUUUUAUGCUGAUAGAAGUACUGACAACUUGGAAUGAAAUGGGUCCACUACAAACCUAAGUAUCUAAUAUCAAACUGGUCAUAAAGACACCAACAGACAUCUGAUGUGCACCCGUAAGAGAAGCUUGGAGUUGAGCAUUACACUUUUGAACACUUAGAGAAGCACUCUUACUAUUUAUGUUGUUUUAUGUGUACAAUUUCUUGCAGACUAAAUAUUGAAUCCUAAAGCAUGAUGGUGCACCAGGCUGACCAUGAAAAUUCAGUCCAAACUUUAGAUACUGGUUUGACAUAGACAUAAAACAUUGUGGUCUCCCAACCAUUCCAGCUCAUUACUAAAACUAAAACUGUAUACACCUAAUAGUCUCUAGUAUUCUGGUUGAAGGGAAUUGAAGUACUGCUAUAGUUUGAAUAUUACUCUAUGCAACAAUGGUUCCACAGGAUAACUGAACUGAUGGUUAUACAACUCUUAACUCUAAGAUGUUGAAAACAGCCAUUUUUUUUUUACACUACAAAUCCACCAUGUAUAUGUACAGUGAAAUGUUUUUUUUUGUUUGUUUUGUUUUUUUUUUCAGUUUUUUACUUUGUUUUUUAUAUUUUGAAAUAUUUUAUUUGUAGAAUUUUAUAUAUAGCUACAAAAAAUAUCUGUCUUUUUUCUAUUCACUUAAUUCUAAUCAAGUGGAAUUAUGUCUGAGUGACAACUCAAAAUACAACUGAUGACUUUUUUCCAUGCAUGAUUUUGAAAGACACGCUGAUGUGUGACCACAAACAGUUACAUUUAAGUUUGCCUUAAAGGUGCACUAAGUAACUUUUGUCUUUGUGUCAUCUUGGACUUACACUGACACCUAGUGGCUUGGAUGCAGCAUCAUUUAAAAUCAGUAGUUUUCGGUUUCAGAUGCCAUUGUAGAAAUAUAGUAUUCACAGUCAGCCAUGAUUACGUUAUUCAAUUAGUGAAAGUGUCAAAUAACAGGAUGGAGUAGUAGUAUUUGGAUGGUCAUGUGAUUAUAACAUGCCAGCCCCCAUGUGCGGACCCUCUCCAUGUAGAAUACAUUUUAUAUCAAUUUAAAUUUAUAAGGUUACUGAUAUGACUGGAGUCUUCAUUUUAAUGUGACUGGUCAUGAUUUCCUACAUAUAUUGCAAAAUACAAUUCAUAUCUUUAGGAUUUGAACUUUUUUAAUGAGGAAAAAAUUACUGAGUGAACCUUUAAUACUGGUAAUUAUCACCACCAGACCGAUUUGCUCAAUUCAGAGCACAGCUCUGUAAGUUUUGCACAUUUUAUUCAUGAAGCAUUUACUUUUCUCUGCAAAUUUGGUGCUAUUGUUCCAAGAGUUAAGGCUUUUGUGAGUCAUAGUGGUAUAUUAGGCCUGUAAGCUUUUGGCAUCUAUUCUGGGUACACAGAGCAGUCUCCCUGUGAUAACUAUUACCUUAAAUAUACCAUUGUGUUUGUCUUACACCUUUGUCUUUUAUAUUGAAUGCAUGUAUCAAUCAUUUUGGGGUUUUUCUAUGAUAGACUCUUCCUUAUUUUAGCUUAGGUUUACACUGCAUUUCAUGACAAGUUUUUGCUUUGUGUAGCAUCUAUCUCUAAUUACUGUUUCAAUAAUGAUUUCAUGAUAGAGUUUGUAUUUUACACAUUUAUUUUACAUAGGACUUGUAGCAUUGACUUGCCAAAGUUUGUCACCUUUUAAGCACCUGGACAAUGCUUUGAGCUUUUUGGAAAGUAAGGUAAUGUACGUGUGUGUGUGUGUGUGUGUGUGUGUGUGUGUGAGCGUGUGCGCCUAUUCAUCUUUCAGAAUGUGAUGAUUCCUAUGUUUAUGCACAGGUAUUUUAGUUUGUAGAGAUAUCUUUGUUCUGUUCACUUAUUUUCUUUGUUUCUCAAUACAUUCUUUAUACCCUCAUGUAUACACAGAAAAAUAUGCAGCUGAUCAAACCAAAUACUUUUUUUAAUUUCAUGUACUAAAGGGAGUUUUUUGUCCUUUAUUGUAAAACUGCAUCUCUUUUUAUAGAGGUGUGUCUUGUAUUUCGUAUAGUAUUUUAUUUUUUAUAUUCCAUUUUAUUGUGACUUGUAAUAAACAACAUAUAUAAUGCUA
Molecule: messenger RNA, 6635 nt
Organism: Myxocyprinus asiaticus (Chinese sucker)
Lineage: Eukaryota; Metazoa; Chordata; Actinopteri; Cypriniformes; Catostomidae
Gene: six5
Product: SIX homeobox 5
Exons: 3
Coding region: 360-3236 (958 amino acids)
Biological process (GO): regulation of transcription by RNA polymerase II
Cellular component (GO): transcription regulator complex; nucleus
Molecular function (GO): DNA-binding transcription factor activity, RNA polymerase II-specific; RNA polymerase II cis-regulatory region sequence-specific DNA binding
Source: RefSeq, a predicted model, not a curated record